AUGGUCGACACGAGAGGUACAGACCCGUCUCUCGACGAGGCGGCCUCAUCUGAGUUGCCUGUUCCCUCCGUGACCGAUUCCGCCGCUCAUGUUUCCCCCAAAAUGUCUCACCCUCUCGAGGAAGAUGACGGUUCCCUCUCGCCGCCAGCUUCUAAGAAACGCCGUCUCGAAUCCGAGCCGGCUGACCUUUCACUGCCACCUCCACCGACCACCUUGACUGCAGAUCAAGUACCGGGAAACCAGAUUGAAGAAGAAUUGGCAUCUGCACUAGGCUCUGGUGUUGUCGACCCCGUGGACCAUCCCGUGGACCGUCCUCUAGACACGCCCGCUCCCAUCGAAGGAUCUGCAGAAAGCGCGGUGCCACAACCAGAAAGCAGUGCUGAUAUUGAUUCGGACAUGGCUACUGUGAUUUCAAGUAUCAUGAAUCACGCAGAACGAGUGGAGGAACAAUGUGUGUUAGGCCAGCAGCAACUGGCGGAGACCUCCAGCGCGUCGCCUCCGAAGGGCAUGGUGUUUGUCAAAGCCAACUCACAUCUGAAGAUUCAGAGUCUGCCCAUUCUUGACAAUUUGUCAACCCAGAUUCUGUCGCUGCUAGCCAAGUCCUCGUAUCAGGAAAUCACUUCCUUCGUUUCCGAACCCGAGACCGAGAGUGGCCAGGCCUAUGCGACCAUGCGGUCGCUGUUCGAUCAUACGAAAAAAGUUUACUCUAGCAAAAAGUCCUUCCUUUCGCCUACAGAGCUGGAGCUCACCGAAUCCUCCCAGAUCGAUAUUAUUCGCAAAGCCAAUCUAGCAUCCUUUGUUUCUAGUAUCUUUGGCACGCAGGAGAUCGGGUUUUCGGAACUCAACGAUAACUUCCUCGAUGUGUUUGUUCCCGAAGGUGGCCGUCUACUCAAGGUGCAGGGUGCCUUGUUCUUGGAACUUAAGACCCAGGCAUUCAUCGCAUCGAUGAACAAUUCAGAAAGAACCCGAACCGAGCUGCUUUACGACCUGUUUCCAGAUGAGCUGGAGCAACAGCUGCUUGAUCGGCGUCCAGGGACUCGUCAGCUGGCUCCAAGUGAAGCGGACUUUGUCAAGCGGGCCGGUUCGCGCCGUGACAUUCUGCUGAGCGACGUCAACAACGAGGAAGCCAUGAAGGCCUUGCCGGACAAGUACCACUGGGAGGAUUUUCUUCGGGACUUGAGCUCCUACAUCACCAAGAACUUCGAUACCAUCAGCAACCAACAGACGAAAAAGACCGCUAAGGGUCGACAACCAUCCUCGUCCGACGGAGACUCACAGCCGUCCAAUGCUCCUUUGCAGGGCCAAUUCCCCGUCUCGACCCAGCCACCUGAUGUUCCUGUUGACAGAAACAUGCACGGCGACUUGGUUGCGCGUGCGGCUCGUGCGGCGCAAAUUGCAUUGCAAGGCCACGGCUUGAGACGCUCUCAGCAGCAGCAGGCCCAACAGAACCAGCAACAGCAACCGUCGCAGCAGCAACCACAGCAGCACCAACAACAGCAUCAGAUGCAUCAACCCCAGCAACUCCAGCAGCAACCUCCUCAGCAUGCGCCGCAGCAGGGGGGCCAGAUUCUGCAUGGCUAUUCUGCUGCCCAGCCCACGGGUCAGAUGCAGCAUCAGCAGACUCACCAGCAGCCGUAUCAUCAUAGUCCCGCUCCGUCCGGUUACCAGCAACCGCCCGGUCAAUUAACUUUCCAGCAAAGCCCCCUGCAGGCCAACUUCCAGCAAUACAACCAUGUGACGCCUGCUUCGAUUCCGCGACCCAACUCAGCCGCAGCCAACCAUGGCUAUAUGCCGGGGAUACCACACUACUCGCAGUCGCAGCCGACUCAAGUACUCUACGAGCGCGCGCGCAUGGCGGCAUCUGCCAAGUCGUCGCCUAGCAGCCGCAAGUCUGGGUUGCCCAGCCAGCGUCGGCCGUGGACGACGGAGGAAGAGAACGCAUUGAUGGCCGGGCUGGACCGGGUCAAGGGCCCGCACUGGAGUCAGAUUCUUGCCAUGUUUGGCCCAGGAGGCACUAUCAGCGAAGCGCUGAAGGACCGCAACCAGGUUCAACUAAAGGACAAGGCGCGGAACCUGAAGCUGUUCUUCCUCAAGAGUGGCAUUGAAGUGCCGUAUUACCUGAAGUUUGUGACAGGAGAGCUAAAGACGCGUGCCCCCGCGCAGGCAGCCAAACGCGAGGCCCGCGAACGGCAGAAGAAGCAGGGAGAAGAGGACAAGGCACAUGUUGAAGGCAUCAAGGGCAUGAUGGCGCUUGCCGGUGCACAUGCGCAGCCGGUUGGAAUGACACACGGCCACGAUAUGUCGGCAUCGCCACUGCCACCAGAUGCUGGAGCGCAUGCGGCGUUUGACCAGACAGCCGAGCAGAACCUGAUGCAGACGCUGGGACAGGAGGUGCAUGGUGAAGCCUUUGGGCAGCAUCACCACCACCAUCACCAUCACCAGCAUCACCCGCAUCAUACCCACCAUCAAGACCAUGUUGAUCCCAAUAUGCAUCUUGGACAAUAA
Messenger RNA from Aspergillus tubingensis, 2505 nucleotides. RefSeq names its product putative MYB DNA binding protein (Tbf1). Bases 1 to 2505 code for a protein of 834 amino acids. Lineage: Eukaryota; Fungi; Ascomycota; Eurotiomycetes; Eurotiales; Aspergillaceae. Gene Ontology annotation, biological process: telomere maintenance via telomere lengthening. The record is from RefSeq and is a predicted model, not a curated record. The transcript is spliced from 4 exons. Gene Ontology annotation, molecular function: double-stranded telomeric DNA binding; protein homodimerization activity.